AUGAGCAAAUCGAUUAAUCUUGCAUUUAAUGAAUUUAAAUUUGGUGAUAGUUCACAAACAGUUAGUUCUUAUCUUCCAAUAUCACUUUCAUCGGAAUGGUUAAAUUUACCACAAGCGUUUGAAUAUCGAUAUGAUCUUGUUAGAUAUUUUUGGUGGAAAUUAAUAGAAUCUGAAAAUGAAAUAAUAAAAUUUAUUCCACCAAACAUAUUAACAAGUUCAACUGAUGGACAUUGGUUUAAUCUUCGAUGUUUUCAUGAUCAAGUACCAAAAAUAUUUAUUCCACCAUUAAUAAUACCACAAAUCUAUAAAUAUGAUAUUAUGAUUUCUUAUUGUCAUAAAGAUAAAGAUAUUUGUCAUCGUAUUUAUCAUUGUUUAAUUGAAAAAUAUUCUCAAAUACGUCUCAUUGCUCUUUUGUCAAGUUCUAAUGAUCAUAAUGAUGUUAAUGCUUGGCAAAAAGCUCAAUACUUCGUGAAUCAAAAAUUAUUAAUUGAUGAAGAUUUACCGGAAUGUGUUUAUUUAAAAAUUAUGAAAUAUAAAUAUUAUAACCGAUCUGAUGACAAUUUUUAUUAA
Messenger RNA from Adineta steineri, 570 nucleotides. The record is from the annotation of a GenBank genome assembly. Lineage: Eukaryota; Metazoa; Rotifera; Eurotatoria; Adinetida; Adinetidae.